Messenger RNA from Hevea brasiliensis (rubber tree), 1875 nucleotides. Its product is annotated as putative pentatricopeptide repeat-containing protein At5g40405. Bases 114 to 1745 code for a protein of 543 amino acids. The record is from RefSeq and is a predicted model, not a curated record. NCBI's taxonomy places the organism in Eukaryota, Viridiplantae, Streptophyta, Magnoliopsida, Malpighiales, Euphorbiaceae. The transcript has a single exon. Gene Ontology annotation, biological process: RNA modification. Gene Ontology annotation, molecular function: protein binding; RNA binding.
UUAUUCACAGCGUGGCUAAAUAAUUUAUCGAAAAGAAAAGCCAUACACCAAUGAAGCAAAAACGGGGGAAAAGUUCAUAACGCAAACGCAUUUAAAGAACGAAACCAACGGUAAUGAGCUACUUAACUUUCAGAUCUGUUUCAAAGCACUCUAUUCUUUCUCUUGUAGAUUCUCGUGCCUGUCUUAAAGAGCUCAAGCAAAUCCACACCCAACUUCUCAUUAACGGCUAUCUCAACGACCCUCAUUUUCUAGGCCAAUUUGUGGCUGCCAUUGCCCUCAAAAGCCAUAAUCUUGAUUAUUCCAAUCUUGUCCUUCACCAAUGUCACACCCCGACUCUCUUUGCCUUGAAUUCCAUGAUCAGAGCCCACUCUAAAUCCUCUACUCCUCAAAACAGCUUUCACUUCUUUAAUGAAAUCCUCCGUUCUGAUAAACGUAUUUCGCCUGAUAACUACACUUUUAAUUUCCUCGUUCGAGCCUCUGCGCAGCUUUUGGCAAGGGGGACUGGCCCGUCUGUCCAUGGCUUUCUUAUAAAAUAUGGGUUUGAAUUCGAUUCACAUAUUCAAAGUGGAUUGAUCUUUAUGUAUGCUGAAUUGGGUUGUUUAGGUUCGUGUCACCAGGUGUUUGAAUCAAUUCCUAACCCAGAUUUGGUCUGUCAAACAGCGAUGGUGAGCGCGUUAGCCAAAUGUGGCGAUAUUAGUUUUGCGAGAGAAUUGUUCGAUUCAAUGCCUCAGAGGGACCCCGUUGCAUGGAGUGCAUUGAUUGCUGGGUACACACAGUGUGGGCAAUCAAGGGAUGCAUUGCGUUUGUUUAAUUUCAUGCAAUUAGAGGGUGUCAAGGUUAAUGAAGUGUCAAUGGUUUCAGUUUUAUCUGCCUGUAGCAAUUUAGGUGCUUUGGAUCAUGGGAGAUGGGUCCAUGGGUAUAUUGAGAAAAAUAUGAUUCCAUUGACGGUGAUAUUAGGGACUGCACUCAUUGAUAUGUAUGCAAAAUGUGGGGACAUGAAUAAAGCAAUGGAAGUGUUUUGGGGAAUGAAGGAAAAGAAUGUUUACACAUGGAGUAGUGCCAUGAAUGGGCUGGCGAUGAAUGGAGCCGGUGAUAAGUGCCUCGAACUAUUUUCCCUCAUGCAAAAUGAGGGGGUUUUGCCCAAUGAGAUAACUUUUCUUUCGAUUUUAAGGGCUUGUUGUGGGCUUGGAUUGGUUGAGGAUGGCCAUAUGUAUUUGGACGCAAUGAGAAAAGAUUAUGGGAUUGAGCCUCUACUUGAGCAUUAUGGAUGCAUUGUUGAUUUGUAUGGUCGAGCUGGGCGCUUAGAUGAAGCCUUAAAUAUCAUCAAUGACAUGCCAUUGAAGCCUCAUACUGGUGCUUGGGGUGCUUUGCUCAAUGCUUGUAAAACGUACAAAAAUAUGGAAUUGGGUGAACUUGCCUCGAGAAAAAUAAUUGAAUUAGAAAGCAAGAAUCAUGGGGCCUAUGUUCUCUUAUCAAAUAUAUAUGCUGAUUCAAAGAAAUGGGAAAAGGUUGAUAAUGUGCGCCAAGUUAUGAAGGUCAAUGGUGUAAGGAAACAGCCUGGUUGUAGUGUUAUAGAGAUUGAUGGUGAAGCUCAUGAGUUUCUUGUUGGAGAUAACUCCCACCCAAAGUAUGGUGAUAUUGAGGUCGUGUUACAAGAUAUUUCUAAGAGGAUGAAAUUAUCAGGUUAUGCGACUAAUUCUGAUUCUUUGCUGUUUGAUAUUGAAGAAGAGAAGGAGCUUUUAUAACAAUGAGAAUUUUGCUUUUGCAUUUAGUUUCAUCAACCAGAAAGGAAGAUGUUCCAAUUAGGUUUCUGAAGAACCGCAACAUUUAAUUGGGAUUUUCAUGGUAUUAUAAAACAAUUAAUCUAAUUUUUGA